Messenger RNA from Diospyros lotus (date-plum), 513 nucleotides. RefSeq names its product secreted RxLR effector protein 161-like. The record is from RefSeq and is a predicted model, not a curated record. The coding region runs from base 1 to 513 and encodes 170 amino acids. The transcript has 2 exons. NCBI's taxonomy places the organism in Eukaryota, Viridiplantae, Streptophyta, Magnoliopsida, Ericales, Ebenaceae.
AUGGUGGAGUUGUCUACAUUGAAUACUGACAAACUGGAAGACCAUGAAGAUGAAGCUGAUGGUGGAGAUGCAGUUGAACUAGAUAAUGAGCAGAGAGAGCUAAGAAACAACCAGUUGGCACGUGAUAGAGUAAGAAGGUUCUCAGCAAGUCAGUUACCUACUAUAGAAGAAGAAUUGGUUGAAAUGAAGAAGGUUCCAUAUGCCAAUGCAGUGGGGAGUGUGAUGUACUCCAUGGUACGCAUGGGACCAGAUUUGUCAUAUGCCUUAAGCAUGACUAGCAGGUUUAUGGAAAAUUCUGGAAAAGCACACUGGGAAGCUGUUAAAUGGGUACUGAGAUACUUUAAAGGUAUGCCAACUUUUGGAUUAAGAUUCCUAAAGAGAGAUGAUGAACAAGAAAGCAUGGCGGGAUUUUGUGAUGCAAAUCAUAGUGGGGAUCCUGAUAAGAGAAGGUUACUCAUUGAUUACAUUUUUCAGUUAUUUGGGGAUACAAUAAACUGGAAAGCUUCAUUAUAG